AAUGUUUUGACUAUGUGUUUUAUAUACAUGUGUCUAUAAUUUUAUAUGUUUAUUUUUGCUAUCACCACCAUAGCUCACGAGUCACGCCUCACGGCUGCCUCGGGGUUAUAAAAUUUACGUAAAUAUUUAGGCCUAGCCUAGCCCUUUGCGCAACCACGCAGUUGCUCAGCUAAAGCCUACAUAGAUGUAGAGUCAUGUACGACAUCCCUUAUCAAAUUCGCCAUACAUCGUUUCUAAGAGGGAGAAUGCUACAUUACGUCGGUAUCACCAUCGUUGCUAUUGGUGUGCUAUUCAGUCACACAGCGGAAGCAGACAUCAUAGUUCAACAUCCGCAGAAUGUGACUGUGAUCGAAGGAACCCCGUUAACGCUCCCGUGCAGCGUGAAUGCGUCGUACGAUGGCGCCACUGUUGCUUGGGUGCGCGACGGGACGGUGGUGUUAGACGUCGGCACUGACCCAGGUUACGAGUGGGACCUAUCGAACAAUGACACCGACAACUACGACUUGAGUUUGCACAAUUUACGUGGGUGACGACUAACGAUCCAUGCCUAGUGGGUGGCAGUUUCUCCUGCUCAGGAUAUAACCUGGUGAACGAAAACAAUUACCACACGGCGUCCAUUUAUUACGAUUUCAAGUCCACGCCCGAGGUCUCAAUUAAAGAUUACGUGGAGGAGAUUGCUCUGGAUGAAACUGAAGGGGUGACUCUUCAAUGCACAGGAAAUGGGGUUGCGCCUCUUACGAUUCAGUGGUUUAAGGUGACGUAUAAAAACAGAUGCGGCUGA
This is a messenger RNA of Priapulus caudatus, 781 nucleotides long. RefSeq lists its product as uncharacterized. The record is from RefSeq and is a predicted model, not a curated record. Lineage: Eukaryota; Metazoa; Priapulida; Priapulimorpha; Priapulimorphida; Priapulidae.